AUGCGUAAUCCAGUUAUUAAUAAACUAACCUCACAUUUUACUGACUCACCAAAGUUAGAUAAAAAUUAUAGUAUUGAUACUGAAGGUGAGCAUCAAACUGAUUCCUAUUGGGUUCUCGGUCCACAUUGUCCACUAUGUAGAGAAAAUCAUAUGAGUUUAGAUGAUAAGUGGUGGCUAGAUAGUCGAAGUAAAAAUACAUAA
Dentiscutata heterogama is the source of this 201-nucleotide messenger RNA. NCBI's taxonomy places the organism in Eukaryota, Fungi, Glomeromycota, Glomeromycetes, Diversisporales, Gigasporaceae. The record is from the annotation of a GenBank genome assembly.